Messenger RNA from Eublepharis macularius, 1782 nucleotides. RefSeq lists its product as uncharacterized. Lineage: Eukaryota; Metazoa; Chordata; Lepidosauria; Squamata; Eublepharidae. Bases 573 to 1604 code for a protein of 343 amino acids. The record is from RefSeq and is a predicted model, not a curated record. The transcript has 5 exons.
AAACACCUAUCAGAAAAAAAAAAUAGCGGUAUGUAUGUUUUGUGAAGUAGCGCUUUGUUUUAUUAAAAAAAAAGUACUCGGUCCCGUUUUUUUCAAGCACAAGGAAUGCAGUCAGUCUAAAGCGUUGUGUGAUUCUUUGCCCUGUCAAUUCGCACACGCACCACUGUCUUGUUCGGUUCCCACAAUUUCUUUCCCCUUUACUAGUCACGUGAUGGAAAAGAACUCGAGUUUCACGUUCAUCCAUCCACGAAAGAGUAAAAAACGGUGCGGUAGGGUAGGAAAUCUUGUCCUAGAUUUUUUUUUAAAAUGGUUUAUCUGUGUUCACCACGAAUUAAACAAAAUUACACUUCAAUGUCACAGUCACAAGUCCACACGCUUCUGAGAAAUUAUCAUAAGCCUCUACUUGAUCUGUCCACCAAAAUAAAUUUUUACUUGAGAACAUUCCAUGUUUUUGGCGGGCACUAAGACGAUUGGCUAAAAUCGUUGAGGGGGCGGGCGGAUGAAAUGGGAGACCAAUCACUCUUGAGAGAACUUUUUGGAAUUUGUGUGUGGCGCAGUUCACUUGGUGCAAAAUGAUUUCCCGGCGUCAUGGAAAUGUCUGGGAAGUGGAGGAGGUAUCUCUUCUUCUGAGGGUUGUUCGGAGGAGUGGGCAUGCAUCUCGGUUAAUGGCCAGCACGCAAUCAAGCAACCGCGGCAUCUAUCGAUUUCUUUCAAGAGUGCUACGCAGUCGCGGAUUUCAUCGAACGGCCAACCAGUGUCGAAGCAAAUUCCAAAAACUGAAGUCCGAUUUCAUUUCAUCAAUGGAGGCACUGCAAUGCAUUCCUAGAAGCAGUCGUAGAAUUAGGGUGCACAACGCGAUGAUGCUAAUCUGGAAGGCGGCAGGGAGGCCUCGAUGUCAAGAAAGACCUCAUGAUGAGAUUAUCUGUGAAAGAGCAGUCAAGAUUGAAGAAACUUCAUCUGAGGAUGAUGAGAAUUCAGAAACUGUUGCAGUGGAAUCAUCAAGUGCAGCAGAAUCUGAUGCGCAAGCCUAUGCACCUCUUGGAGUGACAACUGAAGACCCAGCAAAGAUCAAUACAGCAGCAUUUCCUCAAGCUUCAGAGAGAGAAAGAACAGAUGACAGUGGAUCUCAUUGCCUAGAAACUGAAGAAACCGUAAUCGUUAUAUCUUCCGGCAAUAGUCACGAAGAAGCAACUGAUGACAUGACUGCUCCUGAAACCAUAAUGCCCGGAGAUGUAUCUCCACAACCGAGUACCUCAGCUUCUUUAGCAACACACAGUGGUGCCGCAGUGAGAAAGUAUGCCAUGAGCGCUGAGCACAAACUUCACAUAAUUGUGGAAACAACUUCUUCUGAUGCUGAGGAUGAGGACAGAAACGCCGUUGAGGAAGGCAGAACCGAGGAUGCAGAGGGAACUCCAGUUCUCUCAUUUUCCCCAGGUGAUACUUCAGCGGGAGGUUUGCGUGACAUGAUGCCAAAUAAAGACCAAUCCGCUGAUAUUGGCGAGAUCUAUCGUAGUAUGCAGGGAAUACAAUCUCUAUGUCUAUCAAGAAGUAAGUAUGACUAUUCCAAGGAAAACUUGAGGCAGAGUUUGGUGUGGUGUUUCUGAUCACGCGGCUCAGAUCAGGCGCGACAGUACCAAUCCCACAUCACGUAUGGAAGUCAGUAGGGAAACAUUCACCGAGUCAUUGAUAUGUGGAUUCAUAGAUCCAGAUAAGUCAUCAGUUCUAGUCUGUGGUCACAUAAUCAAAUAGUGUCCGUUCAAAACUAUUGACAUAACCGAUGUA